This is a messenger RNA of Trypanosoma grayi, 666 nucleotides long. RefSeq names its product programmed cell death protein 5. NCBI's taxonomy places the organism in Eukaryota, Euglenozoa, Kinetoplastea, Trypanosomatida, Trypanosomatidae. The record is from RefSeq and is a predicted model, not a curated record. Gene Ontology annotation, molecular function: DNA binding. The coding region runs from base 1 to 666 and encodes 221 amino acids. Gene Ontology annotation, cellular component: cytosol; nucleus. The transcript has a single exon.
AUGAUCCACAUGAUCAACCACGCCGCUCACGCGUUCGAGGAGGAGUGCGUGCCGGGGUCGUUCAAGGAGUCGUACGACGCGUACGCGUUGAUGUUCGCGAUGAUUGCGGCAAUACUGAUUGAGUCCAAUGUUGAGUGGCACUGCAACAGUCCCAGCGCUGUUCGGUUUGUGCUGCUGCUGUCUUGCUUCAGUGGUUUCUUGGUGUUUUCUUAUUUCUCUUCACCUCCCCCCUCGCCUCUGUGUGGCAUGUAUGUAUGUGUGGCCCGAAGUAGUCAAGUUCGCUCAAGCGAGAAAGUUCAGUGGCCCCCUCCACACACAAACGCCAUGUCGCGUGUCCCGAUCAGCGAGGAGCAGGCGCAGCAGAUGCUCAUGAAGCAGCAGGCGCAGCAGGAGCGCGCGGAGGCGAUGAGCGAGCAGAAGGAGAGUCUGCUGCGCGCCUUCGUCAGUGCGGAGGGGCGCGAGCGGCUGAAGCGCAUUGAGCAGGUCCGCGCCGACCGUGCCCACGCCGUCGAGGCGUACAUCAUCCAGUCGGUGCGCCAAGGGAAGCUGCAGCCACCCGUCUCGGAUGAGACGGUGCGCGAGAUCUUGGCGCAGGUCUCCUCGCAGGGCGCGGAGGCGAAGAGCAACAUCACAUUCGCGCGGAAGCGCAUGGAUGACGACUGGUAG